Messenger RNA from Sphaeramia orbicularis (orbiculate cardinalfish), 1240 nucleotides. It is a transcript of the gene vtcn1, whose product is annotated as V-set domain containing T cell activation inhibitor 1. Gene Ontology annotation, biological process: T cell receptor signaling pathway; regulation of cytokine production. The record is from RefSeq and is a predicted model, not a curated record. The transcript has 5 exons. Lineage: Eukaryota; Metazoa; Chordata; Actinopteri; Kurtiformes; Apogonidae. Gene Ontology annotation, cellular component: external side of plasma membrane. Gene Ontology annotation, molecular function: signaling receptor binding. The coding region runs from base 84 to 902 and encodes 272 amino acids.
AGGAAUGACAUGGACACAACUGUGAUUUAAUCAUCAGGAGGAUACUUGUGUUGGUUCUUCAUGUGACACCUGUUGCAGGAGCCAUGGCGACUCUGGGACAGAUCAUCUUCUACAGCAUGGUUAUCCUUAUCAUCAUAUUCGCUGCACUCAUCAUCCUCAUCUUGGCUUUGGCAUUCUCUGGAAACUUGAGCCUGGUGCAAAGCUCUAAUAAAUCUCCGGUGGCCAACCUGGGUGACAGUCAGCUCCUCAGCUGUUACCUGAGCACAGACGGCCAAACCAACAGGAUCCAACAGAUGUCAGUGACGUGGGAGAAGAAGGGGCUGAGCGGGGUGGUUUACCGCUACCAGGACGGAGCUGCAGAUCUGAAGGACCAGAACGCCGAGUUCAAAGGCAGGACUCAGCUUUUCACCGACAGCCUGAUGACAGGAAACGCCUCUCUGCUUCUGAUGAGUGUGAGAAGCAGCGACCAGGGGGAGUACACCUGCAGCAUCAGCUCCAGCGAUGGGGGAGGGUCCGUCAGCGUUAACCUCCGAACAGGAGCCUUUUCAGCUCCUACAUUCUCCGUCUCAGACAGCGUCCUGACUGCUGUGGCGAGCAGGUGGUUUCCUGAACCCACAGUGACGUGGUCGGACCGCGAUGGGAACGUCAUGAAUGGAAGCACCAGCCUCACACCCAACCAGAACGGCAUAUUCAGGGUGGAGAGUUCUGUGCAGCCGGUGAACAUCAGUAACACCUACACCUGCAGGAUUGAAAAUGACUUGAAGACGGUUGUGUCUGAGGCAACUAUAACAGCGUCCGGUGUUUCAGAGAAGACGUUCUUCAUCAACAAGGCCUCGUCUCGGCUGUCGUCAUCUCUCCUGAGUUUCAUGACCUGUUUCUUCUGCAUUUAUUAUCUGAUUUAACUACACACAGCUGAUGCAAGGCUCAGCUCUGACACCAUCCUAAUGUGUUCAGAAUGAAGGUUCUCUCAUAAGUCAACCACCAGCACAUGUGGUUUGGUGGAUUUUAUUUAUGAUAGAAGUAUUUAAUGAAUUAUGAGUCAAUAUAUUGAUCGUACCUGCAGUCACAAGUGAAGAAAGUGACUGAGAAGGUCUAUUCAGGAUGGAAGGGUCAUAAUGUACGUCUUUCAGAUACACAGUAGGAGUUAGACUCUCAGAUAUUGGUAGAUUCCUACAUGGGAUGCCGCCCUUAUUCUAGUUUAUUUUUUUUCUAAUGAACCCAUAAAGACCCAAACAUCCAU